CGCCCGGGCGGGAGGACGCCCAGCAGGGUGGCGCGGGCCGGGGCCGGGGCAGCCGCUUCCCGAAGAUGCAGGAUGGCAGCAGAGCCGCCGCCGUCCAGCCUCUCCUACCGCACCACGGGCUCCACCUGUCUGCACCCGCUCAGCCAGCUCCUGGGCAUCCCACUGGACCAGGUGAAUUUUGUGGCGUGCCAGCUCUUUGCUUUGUUUGCUGCUUUCUGGUUUCGCAUCUACUUAAGUCCUGGUAAAACUAGCUCUGAUGUCCGGCAUGCGGUUGCCACCAUCUUUGGCAUCUACUUUGUCAUCUUUUGUUUUGGCUGGUACUCCGUGCAUCUUUUUGUGCUGGUGUUAAUGUGCUAUGCAAUCAUGGUCACUGCAAGUGUGUCCAAUAUUCACAGAUACUCCUUUUUUGUAGCAAUGGGAUACCUUACAAUAUGCCACAUCAGCCGCAUAUACAUCUUCCACUAUGGAAUUCUCACUACGGAUUUUUCUGGGCCUCUGAUGAUUGUCACUCAGAAGAUCACAACCUUGGCAUUCCAAGUUCAUGAUGGGUUAGGUCGAAGAGCUGAAGACCUCUCUGCUGCACAACAUCGACUUGCUGUAAAAGUGAAACCCUCUUUUUUGGAGUACUUGAGCUACCUUCUCAAUUUCAUGAGUGUCAUAGCUGGCCCUUGUAACAAUUUCAAGGACUACAUAGCCUUCAUUGAGGGGAGACAUACACAUAUGAAGUUGCUGGACAUGAACUGGAAGCAAAAAGGUUUCCACAGUUUGCCAGAACCUUCUCCCACUGUAAGUGUUUAG
This is a messenger RNA of Carlito syrichta (Philippine tarsier), 798 nucleotides long. RefSeq names its product lysophospholipid acyltransferase 1. Gene Ontology annotation, biological process: lipid modification. The record is from RefSeq and is a predicted model, not a curated record. The coding region runs from base 73 to 798 and encodes 241 amino acids. Lineage: Eukaryota; Metazoa; Chordata; Mammalia; Primates; Tarsiidae. Gene Ontology annotation, cellular component: membrane. The transcript has 7 exons. Gene Ontology annotation, molecular function: acyltransferase activity.